This is a messenger RNA of Nerophis lumbriciformis (worm pipefish), 2526 nucleotides long. RefSeq names its product abhydrolase domain containing 11 (gene abhd11). Gene Ontology annotation, cellular component: mitochondrion. The record is from RefSeq and is a predicted model, not a curated record. Gene Ontology annotation, molecular function: carboxylic ester hydrolase activity. Gene Ontology annotation, biological process: lipid metabolic process. NCBI's taxonomy places the organism in Eukaryota, Metazoa, Chordata, Actinopteri, Syngnathiformes, Syngnathidae.
GGCUGCCAGUCUCUCUCUCCUGUCAUUGCGGCGACCUGGGAAGCUCUCAUGCCGUAUUCAUUCCGUCCUGUAGCGGAACCAACGGUACCAUGACUGCCCUGUAUCGCCUCGUCCAAAGGACGGUUCUGAGCGGCCGCACGUCGUGUUGUGUACUAGCCGGACAGAGGGGCGUGUGCGCGGCCAGCACGUCCAGCCCAGUCAACCUGACAUAUGACGUCUUUGACGGGAAGGGGGACAGCACGCCGCUGGUCUUCCUGCACGGCUUGUUUGGCAGCAAAUCCAACUUCCACUCCAUCGCCAAGUCGUUGGUUCAGCGCACAGGCCGAAAGGUGCUGACCGUUGACGCCCGUAACCACGGCAACAGUCCCCACAGCUCAGCGUUGACCUACGAAGCUAUGAGCGACGACUUGAAGCAUCUUCUCUCCCAGCUGCGCAUCGAUAAGUGCGUCCUGAUCGGACACAGCAUGGGCGGGAAGACGGCCAUGACCACCGCCCUGACGCAGCCAUCUCUGGUGGAGAGGCUGGUGGUGGUGGACAUCAGCCCGGCUCAGAGCAACACCAGGACCAACUUCCACUCGUACAUCCGCGCCAUGCAGGACAUGAAGAUCUCCACGGACCUCCCGCGCUCCACCGCCAGACGCAUGGCGGAGGACCAGCUGCGCCGCACGGUCAAGGAGCACUCGGUGCGUCAGUUCCUGCUGACUAACCUGGUGGAGCACAACGGUCACUACGCCUGGAGGGUCAACCUGGACGCCAUCUCAGCUCAUCUUGAUGACAUCAUGAGCUUCCCCAACUUUGACUGCGCCUACAGCGGCCCCACGCUGUUUCUGGGUGGAGCCAGUUCUGCUUACAUCAGCUCUGACGAUUACCCCGAAAUCCAGAGGCUGUUCCCUAGCGCGGACAUCCAGUACAUUCCAGACGCCAGCCACUGGAUCCAUGCGGACAAACCUCUGGACUUCAUCAGCUCCAUCAGCUCCUUCCUUCAGUCCUAGCCGCCUCCACAGGAGGAACCCCCAGGACCGCCCGACGAGGCGCAGGAACGCCAGGUGAGAACUCACGUAGUUUGAUGAAGUAGCCGGCAGCUGCUUCCGUUAGCGACGAAGUGUUCUGACCCGGUCCUCGUUUCAGUGGACCACAAUGCUGACUGAUGGACAAUGACAAGACCACGAUUGAAGUCUUUAGUCAUGCCUGGAUGUGUGUGUGCGUGCGGUCAGAGCGUAAAUGUUUGGCUUUCCUUAAAGUCUCGUUAGUUGUUCCACUAUUCUGUAACAUGCAGCAUUACCUAGUGCACACUACUAAGUUCAGAGGGAAACCUGGGGGCCAUUUUUGUUGCGCAGUUCUUUUUAAAUUGUAAAAAUAUACUGGAUUAUUUAUAGAUAUUGCCCUAAUUUCUCAUUUAUAACAAAAAGCUACGGUGUAAAUGUUAGGCUGAGCAUAUUUAUUGAACUACAUUUGCUUGCUUUUAGGAUUUAACGGGACUUUUUUAAGCCAAUACAGAUCACUUCUUUUGUUGAUGUAGGUGUAGUUUGUGCACAUUUUUUUUAGCGGAGGCUUCUUUAGCAGUAGGUGUCUUUGCAAGCUCUCAAGACACCACCGUAGCAAUGCUGGCCUUUAAAAAUGCUGGAUGUGUUGAAGGGUGACAGUUUCCCCCCCCACCCUUGUAGAACAUUUGGUGCAAAUAGCACGCAAAAUGUCUUCCUCUAAAACCGAGACGUAUUCCCACGAUCAAUGUUUGUUUACAAUGUGCUCAGAGGGAGGAAAGUAGCGCCAAAUUUGCUCACCCUAACCCACAUAGAGCACAGUAAGGGUAAUCUCUCCUCAUCAGAGCAUGUUUGUAAAGUUAUGUCUGAUAGUUAUCAUGCACCAAAUUGCAUCAACCCGAAACUUUUGAUUAGAUGGAAAAAGUUUGGACAGUCCUGAUCUGGUGUGCACUACGUAGUGCGCAUUACUGGAGUAUGUUACCUCCUUCCUUAGUAGUCAAAGGUCUAGUAUGUAAUUAAGUUCCUGCUACAUUACUACCCUAUCUUAAACUUGUCUUUCAGUGUUCUGGUGUGUUUUUAAUGUUUAUGACCAAUAUAUGCUGCAUAUAUAUCUUAUCCGUCUAGUAUUUAAACGUGUUUCCGUGGAGAUGAAGAGUGGAGUAUAAACAAAACGCAGGGUGUUGUCAACUAACGUGCCUCUCUUGGUCUUUAAAACGAUGUUGCUAUUCACGGUUGGCAGCUGGCUUGCCUCUGCCGACAUCAGCCACAAGGGGGCGUACUCUGCAGGAUGCAUGCUCUUGUCGCCACCCGCCUACAACUUGAUAAGAAUUGUUUAUUAUAAUGAAUGUGUAUGUAUAGUGGACGUGUCAAAGAUUGUUUUCUAACGGGAUGACGGGUCUGUAAAUGGUCAGGCUUGUUUAUUCAAAGCAAAUCUUUAUGUAAGCACGCAGGUCAAAUGGGGAAAUGUAAACAAUUAUUUGUUCCAUGUCUAGAAUAUUGUUCAUGUGAUGCUCAUCCCUCUAAUAAAAUCAAAGUGUUAACUUUA